This is a messenger RNA of Cricetulus griseus (Chinese hamster), 1110 nucleotides long. The record is from RefSeq and is a predicted model, not a curated record. NCBI's taxonomy places the organism in Eukaryota, Metazoa, Chordata, Mammalia, Rodentia, Cricetidae.
AAGUCGCGGCCGCCCGGAGACCCGUCGCGUGUUCCCAGCCCCCGGAAGUGGCCGUUGUGCACUUCACCUCGCAGACUUUCUCCAUCCCGGUCCUAGAGUCCAUCGACUUACCUCAGUUGUCACUCCUUCUCCUGAGGGCUGCCUGGCCUUCCGCCCUAGACCUGAAGCUGCCCGGGGGGUCGUGGGUGUGCAGGCUGGACCACGCGAACCCGAGACUUUGUCCAUCUAACCUGUUAGUCAAGACAUCACCACGAGGAAGUAUAUCAUUAGGAAACAGUGGGGUGCUGUGAAAGAUUGGAAGACUUACCAUGAGUUUAAACACUUCAAGUAAUGCCACUACUGGGGAUACCCAAAGGUUGAAAAAUGUCUCAUUGGAUGCAAAGCAAAUGCUUAAAAAUGAAAUGGAAUCAGAUAUCACUGCCGAUCUCAGAAAGAAACUCCAUCGGGCUAAGAAGGAGAAAUUAGAAAUGACAACUAAGCACAAUGCAGAGCUGUCAAGCUACGAGAGCCAGAUUGCCAGGCUGCGGUCUGAGGUGGAAAAAGGAGAAGCCCUGCGACAGCGUCUGGAGUACGACCUGGCAGUGGUUAGAAAGGAGUCUGGUAUGGGGCGAAGGAUGGUGGAAGAGAGACUGGAUGAGGCACUGAGGACUCAGGAAAAACUCUGCGCUCAGAAUUUAGAACUUCAAGAAAAGGCAAGUGAAAUCGAGAAAACAUUUCAGACUUCCCAAGAGAAAUGGAAAGAAGAAUGCAGGAGAUUUGAACAUGAUUUGGAGGAAAGAGACAAUAUAAUUCAAAAUUGCAAUCGAGAAUACGAGUCACUUAUGCAGGAAAAAAACAAGUUACAAAAAACUCUACAGAUGUAGUGGUCUAUUGAUGAAGUUCUACAACAAAUAAGUAGAAAUGAGAACAGGCAUGCAUUUGUUUGCUGUUCCAUCAUUACACGUGGAAAUUCCAUCAAUGCCUGCUCAAGUUGAGGAACUAUUUCUCUGUGUUCUUUAAUAUCCCAUUCUUGUCUAUCUUCACACCUCCCACAAGAGAAAGUGAUUCUCUAGUUAUGCAAUACCCAUGUCUUUCCAAAAUCUGCUUGAAUUAAAGCAUAUAGACCAUUUC